AUGGCACCAAAUCUUGUUGCUGCGAUUGAUCUGGCUGCUUACACCAAAUCUACCCAAGGCCUUGAUGUUCAAGCAUUGUCCUUUGUCGGCAACGUUUUUGUUCGAGUCACCGACGAGACCAUCGAUGAGACCCUCUCCCACCUGAAGCAAUCGGUAGGCCGCUUCGCCAACUAUCUAGGUGUUGCUUCCGUCACCUCAAUCGACGAUGUUGUAUCUCUCCUCGAUGCCGGCGCCGCCAAGGUAUUCGUUACCCGCCAGCAAUUAGAUCAGCUCAAGACAUUGAAGAUCGACCAAGACAGGAUAGUGCUGUGCUUGCCGGGAAACACAAAAGAAGAGAUCAUAGAAGCUAUCGCGGGUACAUCAGUGGACAUCUACUCCCACCAGGUGGAGGAUGUUGGCCUUGUCGAAGCAUGGCUAAAGGACUACGGAACAGAUCGCCCCAAUGUCUUCGUCUCGUUUGCGAAACCGAGCAUGGAAAGCGUUUUGAAGCUAGCCAAACUAUCCGCGAUACCCAUCAUCUCCGCCGAAAACCUCACAGUCGACCCCUCGAAACAAACAAACGCGUUGAGCGUCGCGAAGCUGUUUAUGGCCAACGCAACGAGCGACCGAUCCGACGGCCUUUUCACAACUCUCGUCACAGAUGAGCGCGGAGUCGCCCUCGGGCUCGUAUACAGCAGCGAAGAGAGUGUCGCGGAGAGUCUCAAGACUGGACGGGGUGUAUACCAGAGCCGGAAGCGAGGAUUGUGGUAUAAGGGCGAAAGCAGUGGUGAUGUCCAAGAGCUGGUGUCAUUAGCGCUCGACUGCGAUAGCGACUGCUUGCAGUUUGUGGUGCGACAGAAGGGCAGGGGAUUCUGCCACCUUGCGACUCCUACUUGCUUCGGCGAGUACACCGGCCUGUCGAAACUACAAAAGACCCUCCAGAGCCGGAAAGAUUCAGCGCCGGAAGGCUCAUACACCGCGCGACUCUUCAACGACUCACAGCUGUUGAGGGCAAAGAUACUAGAGGAGGCCACCGAGCUGUGCGACGCAAACACGAAAGACGAAGUCGCAUUCGAAGCCGCUGAUCUUUUUUACUUUGCUCUCACCAAGUGCAUAGCGUCUGGCGUGUCAUUGGAGGAUGUCGAGCGUAACCUCGACGCGAAGAGCAUCAAAGUCAAGAGGCGACAGGGUGAUGCUAAGCCGGCCUUUGCCGCCCAAGCAGCUGCAGCAACGAACGGUACAACAAACGCCCCAACGAAGGAGGAGGUCAAGGAAGCCGCUUCAGUGCCUAAGAGCAAGGAUGACCCCGCCGGCACAAAGGAUGGUCGCAUCGCCAUGAGACGAUACGCAACCAAAAACGAGACACCAGAGACCAUCAGCGCCACCCUUCAACGACCGUCGCAACGCUCGACCGAUAAGAUCCUGGGUAUAUGUCUACCAAUCAUCGAGGCGGUCAGAACUCGCGGAGAUGCUGCGUUGCUAGAAUACACACACAAGUUCGAGAAGGCUACUUCGCUUACCUCGCCAGUGCUGAGGGCACCAUUCCCUCCGGAGCUCAUGCAGUUGAGGCCUGAGACGGCCAAGGCCAUUGAUGUGUCAUUUGAGAACAUCAGGAAGUUCCACGCUGCACAGAAAGAGGACAAGCCACUGAGAGUAGAGACUAUGCCCGGCAUCGUGUGCUCACGAUUCGCUCGACCGAUUGAGAGGGUCGGCCUGUACGUGCCUGGUGGAACAGCCGUGCUUCCUUCUACAGCGCUCAUGCUUGGUGUACCUGCUAUGGUUGCUGGCUGCAAGAAGAUUGUCCUCGCGACUCCGCCACGUUCUAAUGGCCAAGUCACCCCCGAGGUCGUCUACGUUGCUCACAAGGUUGGCGCAGAAUCUAUCGUCCUCGCUGGUGGUGCGCAAGCCGUCGCAGCAAUGGCAUACGGUACUGAAAGCGUAACCAAGGUCGACAAGAUCCUCGGUCCGGGCAACCAGUUCGUGACCGCAGCGAAAAUGCACGUUUCCAACGACACAAACGCUGGUGUGAGCAUCGACAUGCCUGCGGGACCGAGUGAGGUGCUCGUUAUUGCGGAUGCGAAUGCCAACCCUGCUUUCGUUGCAUCAGAUCUUCUCAGCCAAGCUGAGCACGGUGUCGACUCUCAGGUCAUCUUGAUUGCGGUUGGAAUGAACGAGUCACAGCUUGUUGCAGUCGAAGACGAGCUUCACAAGCAGGCAACCGCACUACCACGAGUAGACAUUGUCCGUGGCGCUAUCGAGCACUCCUUCACACUUGCAGUAGACACAAUGGAGGAGGCUAUGCAGCUAAGUAACGACUACGCACCCGAACAUCUCAUCCUGCAAGUCGACGAUGCAGAGAAGGUAGCUGAGAUGGUAGAGAAUGCUGGAAGUGUGUUCAUCGGCCAAUGGACCCCGGAGAGUGUCGGCGACUAUUCUGCUGGUGUAAACCACUCUCUUCCAACAUAUGGCUACGCUAAGCAAUACUCUGGUGUCAACCUUGCAUCAUACGUCAAGCACAUCACCAGCUCCCACUUGACUAGGGAAGGACUCGAGAACGUCGGACCUGCUGUUAUGGAACUCGCGCGCGUUGAGGAACUAGAAGCCCACCGAAGGGCUGUCAGCCUGCGACUUGGCGUAGCGUAA
This is a messenger RNA of Alternaria ventricosa, 2622 nucleotides long. RefSeq names its product imidazoleglycerol-phosphate dehydratase (gene HIS3). Lineage: Eukaryota; Fungi; Ascomycota; Dothideomycetes; Pleosporales; Pleosporaceae. The transcript is spliced from 2 exons. The coding region runs from base 1 to 2622 and encodes 873 amino acids. The record is from RefSeq and is a predicted model, not a curated record. Gene Ontology annotation, molecular function: phosphoribosyl-AMP cyclohydrolase activity; histidinol dehydrogenase activity; phosphoribosyl-ATP diphosphatase activity. Gene Ontology annotation, biological process: L-histidine biosynthetic process. Gene Ontology annotation, cellular component: cytoplasm.